Messenger RNA from Podospora bellae-mahoneyi, 2280 nucleotides. RefSeq lists its product as uncharacterized. The record is from RefSeq and is a predicted model, not a curated record. Gene Ontology annotation, molecular function: protein phosphatase regulator activity. The coding region runs from base 358 to 2079 and encodes 573 amino acids. Lineage: Eukaryota; Fungi; Ascomycota; Sordariomycetes; Sordariales; Podosporaceae. The transcript has 3 exons. Gene Ontology annotation, cellular component: protein phosphatase 4 complex; cytoplasm; nucleus.
CCCUCCGGCAGCGCAACUGCCAGCGACAUAGUCGGUGCUGGCCAGGAAAGAACUUGAGCAUGCCAUUGUAAAUAUUGACAAGGAAUCUAAUCUUGAAAGCACUUCCUGCCUUGCAAUUAAGCUUUAUUGCCUGGGGUGCUCUUCUGCAGCCACCUGCUCUUCCUUGUUGCUUCCUCAGCGCAACCCACCAGAAUAAGACGGCGCAGUGGAGAUCCCCCGACAGAACUGGAGAGGUAGGAUUCGCAUUUAGCGCCAUCCAUUUUCCCAGUCGCGCUUUUGGAGAACCCAAAGUCUUGAUCACGCGCCAAACCGCCGCAUUUAGCUUUCGUCUCGCAACUGAUUAUCGCGGCUACCAGGAUGACUGAAAUGGAUAUUGAUACUGGCGAUGACCUCCUCACAAAGGUCGCGCUGGAUGGGUCCAUGGACUACUCUGCCUGGCCUGCUCUGCUGCCAGAACUGGUUGCGCGCAUCGAGAAGAUUGCCAUCACCGAAUUUCCUAUCCCCAGACUACCUCCUUCCAGAGCGCCUGUGCGACCACCGUCCCCUCGUCUGAUUCCCCCGAUACCCUCGUCCGAGCCGACCGAAUUAGCCGUCGACUCGGUGCCUUCUUCGCAAGAAACCAACAAGGAGAACUCCUCCCCCAUAGCCGCGAGGCCAUCUGCCCCAGCGCCUCCGUCCACAGCGUCCCCGCCGGCGCCCGAAGCCCGAGCUGAGCCGCCAGCAACGCCCGACACACUUCCCAAAUCAGUCCAAGAUAUGCUCGAUGAGAUCACUUCGGUGUUGAAAGAGAACUUCACCGAAAACCCACCUCAUACGAUUCAGCGCCUAUCUGAGCUUGUGCUUCGCCCACGACAGCACUACAAGAGUGUAAUAGCAUGGCUCCACGCGCUUGAUCGUGUGGUUCAUGUCACCAGCGGCGCAAAUAUUUACCCGUUACCUGCGGCGAUACCAGACAUGAGCGGCAUGGGUAUGUCCGUUAACGGGAGCGCUGGAGCAACCUCGGGCGUAGCAAGUACGGUUGGCACGGACGAAGCGUUGGGAGGCGCACUGUUAACACCUAUUCCGUGGUUAACCAGCAGAGUGAACGGUGGGCCUGGCAGCGACACCGGAAGCGAAACUGGCGGCUCGUCUCCUCUGUCCGCUAGUGGUAUCACAGGAGGACCAGGGGCUGAUCCCUCUCAACACCUGCAGCUUCAACAGCGCCAGUUACAACAGCGACAAGCACACCAACUCGACGGCAGGGUGCGCACAGAGAGUACCGAGACGAUCGAAGGGCCCAAUGGAAUGGGAAGAAUCGAGACAGUGUCCAUUUCAGUCAAUGGUAUUCCCUCUACAGGCGCCGGUGGUGUGGGUGCAGUUCUCGCCCAGAGGGGCGUCACACAGGGCGAGCUCUUGAGACAGGAGCAGCGCGCCGGCGUGGUCCCCAUCAGCCAAUUAGCAAGACAGCAGCAAGCACAACAGCGAGCGCAGGCUCAAGCACAGGCUCAGGCGCAAGCCCAAGCCAACGGUUCGCCUGACGAGGAUUCAGCCAUGAGCUCAGACCCUGAGGAUGAAGAAGAGAUUCCUCACGCCAGGGGUCCGGAGGAGAUAGGGGCGGAGGAUACUGGCCCCUUACCAGCUGGCACUGGGCAAUUUACUGUGGGGACAGCGGUCCUCGCUAUCGGAGAAUCCAGAGGUAUCAACGUCGAGGCUGCCGUGGGACGGCCACCCGACCAAACAGGCCUGCCGGGAUCGAAGGCUAGUGAUAGUAACAAGGAGGAAGCUGUUAUUCCCCAGAGCCCAAAGAGAGAAGCAACCGAUGAUUUGGAAGGCGGUGGAGCUGUUAAGAAAGUCAAGGAGGCCAAGGAGGAGGGGGACAAGAAAGACGAAGAGGAAGUCAAGAAGGAUGCGGAGGGAGACUUGGUUCUACCAGACUCUGCCCCUCCGGCUUCUGAGACUGAAGAUGUUGGGGAUGAAAAGAAGAAUACGGCUGGGAGGCAAGUGGGCGAUAGUGCGGAGAGUUCGAGUUCCCCCAAGACGGAAAAAGGGGACGAGGAGAAGAAUACCCAGGAUAGUGGAGGUGAUAUCAACAGUGCCUAGAACUUGAAGCUAUCAGGGGGCGGGGGCUCGUCUUGAUGAUGGUCGUCGAAAGUAUGAAUCAGCGAGUACCAAUAUGGGCAUCUUUUCAUCACAGUCUAAUCGAAUAGUCUUUUAAUAGACAGAAGCAUGGGUAUUGUUUUUUUUUGGGAGGCGGAUUGGGACCAAAAACAACGGGGCGUAUUGCUGUCUUUUAUGUAGGAU